AUGGACGUUAAUCGAUCUAUAAAGCGGAUAGCUGUGCUCUGUAGGCGAGUAGCGACGAAGGUCAAGACAUCCUGGCUUCCUGUCAAUCCUAAAACCUGGAAGAUGGACACGGAAAUGGAGUUGAUUUUGGAAGGAAAGGGGAGGGAUGCUGCUGUGAAGAUUGUGAGGGCUGGGGCCGGCGAAAAGAGGGAAGGGGGGUUAACAGAAGGUAUGCAGCUCGAAAGCCAGAUGAAAAUAGAAGCAGCAGCGCAAAACCCACUCAAAGAUGUGUGA
Botrytis sinoallii is the source of this 273-nucleotide messenger RNA. RefSeq lists its product as uncharacterized. The transcript has 2 exons. The coding region runs from base 1 to 273 and encodes 90 amino acids. The record is from RefSeq and is a predicted model, not a curated record. NCBI's taxonomy places the organism in Eukaryota, Fungi, Ascomycota, Leotiomycetes, Helotiales, Sclerotiniaceae.